AUGCCUCCAGGUCUAAGGGGGCGCAUGAAGCGCGGCAAUGAUGGAAGGCGUCGAUCGGCCUCUGUCAAUAGUCGACCGCUGGUUCGGAAGCGUUCCACAUCUGACAGCGGCUCCCGCGGUCACUCCCCCACUGGCAGUGGACCAGCCUCGAAACGGCCUCGGCCUACCGCCUUCGCUGAGUCCCUGGUGGGUCAUACCUCGACCAGCGUGCAGCCUACAGGAGCCCGCAACCCCGCCGAGCAGGCAAACGCGGAAGCCGCCUCUUCAGUAGCUAUGCCGCUGACGGGUCUGCUUGCAAUGCGCAGCGCUUCUCAAUCUACGACGGAUGGACUGACGCUUCCAGGAUGGAUGCCAGCAGAGCAUGCCUCCGACCUCCAGCUCACCUCCUCCAGGGACACACUCGCCGCCGUCUUGACAGACCAUAGCGUAGUACUGCCGCCUCUGACCUCUACUUAUGUCAAUUCCUCGGGCGCUGAAAACCCUAGCUACAUGAGAAUGUCGCUGGAUAGCCUGACAUCUAUGAUGAACAGCAUGGAUGAACGUGGCUCUGCCAUGAACGUCGACUCUCCCGCAGUAGCCCAGCCUCCUCGUGAAAGUGCCAGUUCGCCCGCCACUUAUCAAGAACAGGCUAUAGCUGCGCCAUGGUCUCCAAACGAAGACAUGCGGCGCAUAGCAGCUCAAGAAGAUGGGAGCCCCCGGACACCGUUGGCAUCCCCUGGCAAUGCGGGGCCUUCCGCGCCAAGCAGCCCAAGCAGAUGCACCCGACCCGGCUCAUCCAUCAGCGACGUUACCAUGAGCCAUGCUGGCCAAACCGAAGCCGGGGAGGAUGGGCUAGAGCCUCUUGGCCACCUUGGAGGUGUCGAAAAUGCCCUUCAGUCCACUCUGGAUGCGCUGAGGGGUGUCCAGGCCCAUGGGCAGGGCUCUCCUACUGCCACCACUGUCACCAUCACGACAGUGUCUGGUGACACAGUCAAGACGGUCACUGCGACGAUCACUGCGCCGGCGCCCACAGCAUAG
This is a messenger RNA of Fomitopsis serialis, 1017 nucleotides long. RefSeq lists its product as uncharacterized. The record is from RefSeq and is a predicted model, not a curated record. NCBI's taxonomy places the organism in Eukaryota, Fungi, Basidiomycota, Agaricomycetes, Polyporales, Fomitopsidaceae. The transcript has 8 exons. Bases 1 to 1017 code for a protein of 338 amino acids.